AAUUGAAUUUUUCAUUGUUCAAGAUCAUCAUCGCGUGACGUAAUUCUUUCAAUUAUAAUUUUUCACGAAAUUUUUUAUUUUUACUUAAUCUUUAAUUUAUCCUAAUAUUAAAAUUGUGCGUAAUUUUUUUUUUUAUUUCAUAUGCAUUUGCAGUUAUCAUGUUGUGUAAAGAAAAAUGCAGUUAUCAAUUGUGAAAAAAGUGAUAAGGUUUUACUUUGUACAUGCUUGACAUAUGCAUUAGUGAUCUGAUAAAGACUAAUUGUGUUAAUGUUAUAAAGUGAAGAAUAUAUUGUAGUAGUAAAAAAAAUGAUUUAUCCUACAAUAAGAUUUCUUUGUAUAUCACGAUAUACAGCGUCAUUGUAUUGCAUGAAAUUAUUAAAUAUUCAUAAUAUAGGAAUUCGUACAAUGUUGCAAAAAAAUUCUAGUGCGUUAGUAAUAGCUGGUCCUUCUGGAAGCGGAAAAAGUACUUUAUUGGAACGUUUAUUCAAAGAAUUUCCAAAUAAAUUUGGAUUUUCUAUAUCGCAUACAACUAGAACUCCUAGAUCUGGUGAAGAGAAUGGUAAACAUUAUUACUUUACGAAUAAAGAAGAAAUGCAGAGACAGAUAGACAACGGUGAAUUUCUUGAAACUGCAUCAUAUAGUGGAAAUUUAUAUGGAACCAGUAAACUUGCCGUUGAAAAUGUUCAAGAAGCCGGGAAAAUAUGUAUAUUAGAUAUUGAAAUAGAAGGUGUCAAACAAAUCAAAAAUAGUACUUUAAAUCCUUUGUAUGUCUUUAUAAAACCACCGUCUAUAGAUGUAUUAGAACAACGAUUAAAAAAUAGGAAAACGGAAACAGAUGAAUCUUUGUUACGAAGAUUAACUACUGCUAAGACAGAAUUGGAAUAUGGUGAACAGCCAGGUAAUUUUGACAUUGUGAUCGAGAAUGAUAAUCUUAAUAAAGCUUAUGAGAAGCUGCGUGAAUUUAUUUCUUCCAAAUUAAACGUCAAAGCAUAAAAUGGGUAUUGAAAAUUGCUCACUUAAAAUUUAUACAAAAAGGGUUAAAUAACAUAUGUAUUCUUUAUAAUUUGUAGAUAGCUAAAUUAAACAUUUCCAAGGAUAA
Vespa crabro (European hornet) is the source of this 1099-nucleotide messenger RNA. Its product is annotated as guanylate kinase. Gene Ontology annotation, molecular function: GMP kinase activity. The record is from RefSeq and is a predicted model, not a curated record. Gene Ontology annotation, biological process: purine nucleotide metabolic process. Bases 307 to 993 code for a protein of 228 amino acids. The transcript has 4 exons. Gene Ontology annotation, cellular component: cytosol. Lineage: Eukaryota; Metazoa; Arthropoda; Insecta; Hymenoptera; Vespidae.